Messenger RNA from Electrophorus electricus (electric eel), 3513 nucleotides. It is a transcript of the gene rnf169, whose product is annotated as ring finger protein 169. Gene Ontology annotation, cellular component: nucleus; site of double-strand break. Gene Ontology annotation, biological process: double-strand break repair. Gene Ontology annotation, molecular function: ubiquitin-protein transferase activity; metal ion binding; nucleosome binding. The record is from RefSeq and is a predicted model, not a curated record. NCBI's taxonomy places the organism in Eukaryota, Metazoa, Chordata, Actinopteri, Gymnotiformes, Gymnotidae.
AUGAAAAUGGCGGCUAUGGGGUGCGCCAAAUCCGCCAGUGGAUUAGGACAGAGGAAUAAAACGAAGCCUGGCGCAGUUGCACCUCGGAUUCACAUACCUAUGCGCGCUCUUACUUUAGAGGAAGCAAGAUGUCCUGUUUGCUUGGAGAUAUUAUUAGAACCCGUAACUAUGCCAUGUAGACAUUCUGUUUGCCUUCAUUGUUUCAAGCGGACGGUAGAGUUUACCAGUUUGUGCUGCCCCUUAUGCCGGCUGCGAGUAUCCAGCUGGGCCCGUAAACAGUCCCGUGAGAAGAGCCUGGUAAACAUAGAACUAUGGGAGAUGGUUCGACAAAGUUACCCAGAAAGAUGCAAGCGGAGAAUAGCGCAAAGAGAUGGAGAGGCGGUUGGGGAAGACAUUUUCAAUUCACCUCCACAAUUACAUAAAGCUGGAGAAAUGCGGCAUGAAAAUGAGAAGCAAAAGAGUAAGAUGACUGAUGAUGAAACUGAGCAGAGAAAGAAAAAAACGGUGCACCAUAAAAAGGAAGAAUGUGAAUUGCUGCACUUUCAAGACACUACUCUUGGCGUACUGUCAGACUCUGAGAAUGAAGAACCUUGGAGAAUGAGGACCAGGCAUGUAUCAGCAUUUGUGCGUAAAACCAGGUUCUCUCCGGCAUUCAACAGAGGUUUACAAAACAGCAUUGUGCAGAGAAGCCAAAGUUGUACAGACUCUGAGGAAGGUAGAGGAAAAGGUAGAGCUCAGUCACACCUUUCUGCGCCAGAGAAGGCCAUUAUUGCUCAUAGUUAUAAUGCUGGAAUCCUCCUGUCCUCUGAGAACAGUUGCUCCUUCUCAGCACCUGUUCUCCCUUUUGAUAAGAGACACCACUGGCGUUCCAUCUUGGCUUCUCCUGCUACUUCCUUAGUGCCUCAUGUUAAGCCAGAGCGGUCUAUUAGCCCAGAGAGCAAUGACAGCAUCUCAGAAGAGCUGAACCACUUCAAACCCAUUGUCUGCUCACCGUGCACCCCACCAAAGAGGCUGCCAGAUGGCCGGCUAUUGGAGCCCACUAUUGUUAAGUCCACUCCCAGGAACCUAACCCAGAGCCUGCAGAAAACCACCAGCUAUGAAGCCAGCCCCACGAUCCUGCAGAAGUGGAAGCAAAUCGAGAUAGAUCGUCAGUGUAUCAAAGUGACGUCAAAAGGCACCAUCACUAGUCCAGUGGUUGACUAUCUCGCUGUCAAGCAGAGCUUUGGAGAAGAGAAAAAUGGCAAACCAUGUAACUCUGUUCCAGUGGAGAAAGGAUCACAAGGUCAGCACUGCACUUGCAGUGCAAAGACAGAUGUUUAUGGAAAGCAGAGGGAAAAGUCUUUGCUGAGUAAUAAGCGACGGUUGAGUUUUGAUCAUUGCAGGGAGUGCGAUGUACAACCAACAUUAUACAGUUUUAAUACUCAUAAGUCAUGUGGCGUUUGUGAAACACAUUGUGCACACUCAGAACAGCAUAACAACUUUAAAUCACCCAUGAUUGAUAAAUAUGCUGGAGAAAGUCAUCAUAAUCACAGUAUUGAAGAACUUCAAGACUCAAGGGAUGAGCAUACAGUCAGGAGUUAUGUAUUCAACAGACCUACCUCAAGAAGGGGCAAGAAGAGGAACCAGAAAACCAAACAUUUGGAAGAGACUGGGAAGCUAAAAAUAUCCCGGACAGAAAGCUGUGAUGCCUUUGAAACACAAUGUAGAGAGAGUGAUUUAUAUGCUGAAAAGAUGUGUCAAGAGAGGAGGGACAGAGAGCUUGCAAUAAAGCUGCAAAGACAAUUUGAUAAAGAAGGCCAGGUAGAAAGGCAUAAGACUAGCUCUGAUAAAUAUUUUCUACGUUCCUGGGUAUCUGUAGAUAGUACAGCAGUCCUCAAGCCACGCAGGUCAGAAAGAUCUUCUAGAAGGAUUAAACACUUUAAUUAGAAGUCUGAAAUGACGAUUGUUUCGGAGGGGUGGAGGGAGAUGGACAAACGCAAAUCGAGCAUGCAAUUCUCGGUUAUUCUAUGGGGUAGAAAAUAUUGCUGGGACUAUGACAACUAUGCUUGAUGUUUUUGAUCCCCACAAAAUGCAUGGUAAAAUGAGUUUCUCAGAUAAUUGUGCUAAAACAACAGUUUCAUGUGAUAAAUUUAAGGCAUAGAUCCUUGCUGUUAAUGAUUUUCAUUUUGCUUCAUGUUACAUUUGUAUAAAGUCUUGUCACUGGUUAAAUAUCCAUCAAAAAGAAACUCCCCUGGGACUGUUAUGAUUUAUUGGAGUCUAGAAGAAAGUAAAAUAGCCUACCUUUAUGCAAUGUAUUAUUGCUAUAAAGUUAAUGUCUUAUUUUGUAAAAAUUCAAAAAGGCACCAAUAUGUAAAUGCUGAAUAUCAGUUGUAAUUUUAACUGCAAAUGCAUUUUUAUUUCUUUAUGUAUUAACAAACCAUUUAAGUGCUCAAUAUAAUGAUGUCAAUGGAAUGGACUUGAAUGUCUGGCCAAGAGACACGUGCAGUGCUCAUAUCCAAAUAUAUACAUUUGGGCAGCACUAUAAAAGCUUUACCUGCAUUACCCAACUCACCUCAUUAAUUAUCUCAGUAAAAAUGUACUGUUAUGUUGCUUUGAGAGAUUUUUUUUUUUAUUUUCAAUGAAUUGAUAUUGGGAGCUUCCUUCAUGUUGUGCAUUAUGUUUGCACAUAUGUGAAGUACUUCUUUUUAUUACAUUUUAUUCCCUCUAUUUGAAUAUUAUUCAGUACAUAUGAGUGUGCAUACUAUGAAAAGUUUUUAUUGUAUCCAACAAGGCCUACACCUUUAAUGUUUAAAGAGAAGUUAAACACUUGCACUAUAUGUAUGAAUAGUCAUAUACAUCGCUUAUGAUUCAUCAUUACUGUAAAGUUUAAAAAAGUCUAUAAUGAAGUUUCAUAGAUGUGCCAAAAUCUUUCCCAUUUAUUCAGACCACAUAUUUUUUUCUAUAGACCUUGUCUACAUAGAAGGUCCAACUGGACAUUUUCUUCAGUACUGUACAUUGGGUUUUAAAUACUGUUAAGGACUUUUAAGGAGAUGAAACCCUGCUUUUAUUGCAAAGGUGCGUGUUGGAAGUGGAUUAGCCUAAAUUGCCCCGACUUGUCUUCACUUCUUCAUAGUAUUUGGCAUGUAUAGCAUGUAUAUUGGAGUGUUCAGAGCAAGUUGUGUAUGAUCUGAAAAUUUUGUGAAUAAUGGGACCAAAUCCACAAAUUGUUUAUUUUUCUAAAAAAUAUUUUAAUUGUAUAGCCUUUGAGCCACAGUGUUCUCUCAGUUCGUCUGGACACAAUUAUACGACCUACAAGCAAAAAAGAAACGUAGCAUAUCAAAUAUAGUUUAUUACAUAGUUUAUUAUUUUCCAUUUUAUUUUAUUUUUUUUAUAUGUUCAGGAAGACAUUAAGUACUAUUUCAGUAAAUUAAGCAUAUAAAAUUGAUACUUGUCUGGUGUUUAUAAGAUUUAGAUAAUCAAAUUAAUAUGGCUGGUUUAUGACUAACGGUAGUUCAAGGCUAUUAGCAAUCCAGU